Rubroshorea leprosula is the source of this 2124-nucleotide messenger RNA. The record is from the annotation of a GenBank genome assembly. Lineage: Eukaryota; Viridiplantae; Streptophyta; Magnoliopsida; Malvales; Dipterocarpaceae.
AACCAAAUCAUGCGCUUAAACAGGAACUCGAAAUGGCGACAUAAGGUGUCCAUUGGAAUAUGCUUAUGUAUGCUCUUAUGUCCAAGUAGAACUUUUUCACUGCCUAUAAAUAUAACCUUCCAGUUGAUGAGAAAUCACCAAACCAAACACCAGUUAAAUCCAAGUUCCUAGUUAUCUGAUUCAUUUUCAUUUAUUCAACAACUAAAGCUGUAAUGGCCUCAAAUCAGCCAAAUUUUGUCUUCAUAAUUUUAUGGCCCAAGGCCACCUUAUUCCUCUUAGUGACAUAGCCAAAUUGUUUGCAGAGCACAAUGCACUUGUCACCAUAAUUGCCACACCUUGAAAUCUUGCCCGUUCUGGUCCUACAAUCAACCGUGCCAUUGAAUCUGGGCUACCUAUCCACGUUUCACAAGUGCGGUUCCCUUCCACAGAGGCCGGUUUGCCAGAGGGAUGUGAAUCUGCAGACACAAUUCCUUCUCCGACUUUUCUGAAGAACUUCUACACUGCAGUAGCAAUGAUGCAACAACCAGUGGAGAGGCUAUUUUCAGAGCUAAAACCGCAUCCAAACUGCAUAAUAUAUAUGAUAGGAAUUUCACAUGGAUGGUAGAUAUAGCCUCCAAUUUUCAGAUUGCAAGAAUAUCAUUUGAUGGGAAGAAUUGCUUUAUUCUCUUGUACUGUCAUGUUUUAAACAUUUCCAAGGUCCAUGAGAACGUGUCUGAAACAGAACCCUUUGUGGUGCCAGGGUUGCCAAACAGAAUUGAAUUCACCAAAGGUCAGCUACCCAGAAACUUCAACCCUGGUAACAACUCAAGUAUGAACGAAGUUGUUCAAAAGAUACUAGCAGCAGAAGGAGGAUAUGGCGUGCUACUUACCACUUUUGAAGAAUUGGAAGCAGCAUAUGUCAAACAUACGGGAAGGUUCAAGACCGCAAAAAAUGGUGGCCCUGCAUCACUAUGCAACAAAGAGAACUCGGAUAAAGCUGAAAGAGAUAACAAGUCCUCUAUUGAUGAAAAUCAAUGCUUGAAGUGGCUUGAUUCACAGGCACCAAACUUUGUCAUUUGUGCUUGUUUUGGAAGCCUCAUUAAGCUUACAGCUCCACAACUGACAGAGCUUGGCUCAGCCUUGGAAGCAGCAAACAGGCCAUUCAUCUGGGUUUUAAGAGGUGCGAAUGGAAAAGAAGGAAUGGAGAAAUGGUUUUUGGAAGAUGGAUUUGAGAAGAGGACAAGAGGGAGAGGCCCCUUGAUCGGUGGUUGGGCGCCUCAAGUUCUAAUCUUAUCCCACCCAGCAGUUGGAGGGUUCUUAACACACUGUGGUUGGACUUCUACACCCGAUGGCAUCUGUGCUGGUUUGCCAAUGAAAACAUGGCCUCUGUUUGCUGAGUUGUUACCAGGAUUGAAGUUGCUGGGUCACUGAACUUUGGUGAAUUCAAUUCUGUUUGGCAAUCCAGGCACCCCAAAGGGUUCUGUUUCAGACACGUUCUCAUGGACCCUGGAAAUGUUUAAAGUAUGAGAGCACAAGAGAGUAAAGCAAUUCUUCCCAUCAAAUGAUAUCCUUGAAAUCUGAAACUUGGAGGCUAUAUCUACUAUCCAUGUGAAAUUCCGAUCAUAUAUUAUGCAGUUUGGAUGCAGUUUUAGCUCUGAAAACAGCCUCUCCAAUGGUUGUUGCAUCAUUGCUACUGCAGUGUAGAAGUUCUUCAGAAGAGUCGGAGACGGAAUUGUAUCUGCAGAUUCACAUUUCUGUGGCAAACCGGCCUCUGUGGAAGGGAACCGAACUUGUGAAAUGUGGAUAGGGAACCCAGAUUCAAUGGCACGGUUGAUUGAAGGACCAGAACGGGCAAGACUUUAAGGUGUGGCAAUUAUGGUGACAAGUGCGUUGUGCUCUGCAAACAAUUUGGCUAUGUCAAUAAGAGGAAUAAGGUGGCCUUAGGCCAUAAAAUUAUGAAGACAAAAUUUGGCAGAUUUGAGGCCAUUACAGCUGUUAGAUUUUUGAGGUAAGAAGAAGGGGCUGCGAGAACUUGGAGGAGAAGUAGAGACUUCCGAGGUUCCCUCUUUUGGUGAACUCAGAACCUAUUUUCUUCCAUUGAUAUUCGAUUAUUUAUGGCAGAAAAAAUAUAACAUAACAUAGAAC